Porites lobata is the source of this 6148-nucleotide messenger RNA. The record is from the annotation of a GenBank genome assembly. Lineage: Eukaryota; Metazoa; Cnidaria; Anthozoa; Scleractinia; Poritidae.
AAUAGGAAGAGAUCGAUAGAAGAGGAGUUACGGCAGAAGCUACAAAAAACUGGGAGGAAGUAAGAACAAUGCCUUAAACUACGUUAUUGUUUCUAGCCUACGUAUGGCCGCACCGUACACGCCCCGCACCCCUCCCCCACUCCCCCAGCUCAAAUAGGCAAAUUUCGUACUCUUUAACUGGGCAUAAAGGCCGUUAGUUUUAUGCGAUUCACGCAAAUUGUACCUUGUUUUAAACCUGAAGUCGCAUAGAAUUCGCUAAAAUUUUUUAACAAACCCAGGGUGAUAUGCACUUUAAGAAAUGUUUUCUUAUUUGUUGCAGGAUGUUGAAAGGAACACCGAGCCGGAACAUGAAAGGCCUGAUCUCAUUCCUGAUUUAUCAUCUGAAUCAGAGAUGGAACUGCAACUGGUUUGUCACCAGCUUCAUUUGUUUAAGUUUAUUUACUUUUUAGCAGAAGCAUAUGCUUCUGACUUAAUUCAGUUUUAUUGUUCUGUCCGUAAGAGAUAAUCAAACACGCUUGGGAGCCUUCGUUAAUUAGCGUUUAUUAAUGAGGAUUUACGAGUUGGUGGUAGUUAAUAACACAGCAGUUACAUUAAAAGUUUUGAAAUGAGAACCCGUGCAUUAAGAAAAGUUUUAUUUAAUUGUUGCAGGCUAUUCUAAGAAGCCUCAUGAUUCCACCUGAAUUGCCUGAUCCAUUAUCUGAAUCAGGGAUGGAAGAGAAACAGGUUAGUCAUCCACUUCUCUUAUUUUAGUUUAUGCACCUAUCUACGUAAACCCCGUGGGGGGGGGGGAAGUGCGGGCAAGGGGUGGGGAUUUGACAAAUUUUAAAAUUUUUGAUCAAAUUCCCCCAGGGUGGGAGACGAAAGGUCAAUCAAAAGUGUCAAAAAGCCCCCACCCCAGGGGAAAAAUCUAAACAAGCAAUACUAUAAUACUAUAUAAAACGAAUGAAAGAACAUUUCAAAAGUACGUUCUUACUACUUUUAUUUAAGGUUAACGUAAGCUCCGUUAAAUUACUCGCUGUAAUUAAGUAUUUUCUCUCUCCACUAGCAUCUCUUAUUUUGAACAACAUAAUCACUCCGGGAAGAUUGACCGUGCUAUUAUAUUAAUGAAACGUAACAUGCUUUCUAACAUCGGCUCAACAUGUCGGAACAGGUCGGAUCAGUGACCUGUAAAAAAUCCUCUGACUUUCAUGGUAGAAUUCGAUUUCAAUCGAGGUUUACAAUCAGAUGGGAACUUGAAGAUAAAAACUUUCUCAAAAUAGACAUUAUCUGUUUAGAUGUCAUGACAGUGUACAUGUAAAGUAUCGGAUUAUGGCGAUUAAAACAAAUGAAAACUUCAUGACUUUCUCCAACAGCGUGACUUUCAGAAAGCCUCGAGGGACGGACUUGGUUAUCGCUUCUGAAUUGAUACCAGGCUUCUAUCGGUCAAAGUCAAAUGUCCCGACCCCGGGGUCGCUUCGCACGAUCAAAAGCCCGACAGGGGGAUUGUCUCAGGCAUCAAAUCCCCGUCCCUUGCCCGCACCCCCACGGGAUUUACAUUGAUAGGUGCAUUAUUUACUUUAUCUUUGUUCUGUUUCAUUUAAGUUUCUAUUUCCCUUGAACUAAUUAAUGUUGGAUUUCUGUCAAUAAACAGGUGGGACAGGUGGGUUAUAUAAAGAUUUUGUUUUCAGAGACGUGUUAUCCGUUGCUUGGUCUAUCUUAAGUACAAAAGUAGAACAAGUUGUAUGAUCUUGUACAGCAAUGGGCGUGGUUAAAAUUGUAAAAAUUGCUCAAACCAUGCCUAGGAAACAACAAGACAGUAUUAAUAUCCUCGCAAAGCGUUAUUAAAUUGAUAUUUUUACACGCUUUAAUACCAGUAAAAAGAUGAUGAACCUUUCGUUUUUUUAUUUCAUAGGACAUGGAAACCCAGACCAAGUUCCAAAACUUACCCGAGUUGAAACAUUUACCAGUUAAUGAGGUAAAGCCUUCCUAUGACUUUGUUUUCAAACAGAGUAGCCUCAUUGUAUAAAAAAUGGUUAAUUAGGCUUCUGUUAGCGCGAUGCUUUACGGCAUGAGCGUUACUUGAUGAUAUUGUUGACUUUGGUAUUCGAACGAAACAUUAAGAAGGUAAACAUUGCCGAUUUCGUGUUUUUUAGCAGGAUAAAAAAGGAAACCUCAAACCAGGAGAUGCAAGAUCGUUUGGUGAAUCAUGCGACCCUCAGGAACAGGUGGGUACUCAAAUUUUGUAGAGAAAGAAAUAGGUCCCUCCAUUCAAAACCGUUUUACUAUGAUAUAGUAUAUAAUAAGUUACUCUUAGAGCAGUGACGGAUCCGGACCUUGAGAUAAGGGCGGAGGUGGAUCAUUCAGACCCUAAGAUGGGAGGGGGGGGGGGGGGGGGGCCGGUCUCCAAAAAAAAAUUUGGCCUCAGUUUGGUCAAAAAGGAGGGAGGGGGGGUCGGACCCCCGGGUCCCUCCCCUGGAUCCGCCAGUGAAGAGGGUAGAUGGAUGUUUUAAAGCUUAAGUGUGUCGUUUGUCACAGGAUGAGGAAGGAAUCGAAUAUGAACAGCCAUUUUUAAAUCACAUGAGCUGAAUCAAAAGCAGGUGUGUUACCAGGUGAUUUUCUUUGAGAAAAAAAAAACGUUAAAUGGUUUCCGCAAAAUUUUUCUUUACAAUGAAACGACGUGUCGACUGUUUCCCUUUGAUUCUCGACAAGUAGGUCAAACCCAAACAAACAUUUAUGUUAUUACCAUUGCUAGUAUGUGACUUGAAAAAAAAAAACUGGCGAGCCUCUGUUAAAUGACCACCUCUCAUAAGCAAACGCGACCCUUUUUUUCAACUGAUAUUUUAAAAGAGAGGAAAACAUUAACAUAAUCAUUAUCCGUCCAUGUUUAAAAACUGCCCGUUUGCGAUGAGCUGGCGUAGGAUCCAAUAUGCUGAGGGUGCGAAUAAUGGCACGAUAUCCAUUGUUCGCUUUAUGUACUACGUAAUUCUUGAAAAUAUACGUGGCGAUUUUAGUGACAACACGGCAUUCCAAGCAUUUAAGCUUAGAAUUAUAUUCAAGAACAUCGGCAGAUCUGUCAGAACUGCCCCCUUUAGAGCCCCCUACCCCCCCCCUUAUGAUCCGACUCUCGUAGCAAAACAGCAAACCAUGCUCAAACGUUCUUGAAACGCAAACAAACAUAGAAAUAUGCAGGCAAAGUUGUAUCGUCAGCUGGUUUGUCAGUUCUGAAUAGCUUUCCUUGUUCCUUGUCUUGGUAGGAAAUGGGGUCACAGACUGAAUUGCAAGACUCUCUACCUGAGUUGGAGCGUAUCUCUCUUCAUGAGGUAAUUACGGCAGACUUCCGAAGUCUUCCUCUUCAGACAGUGAUAAAAUAAAAUAAACCUUCACAGCGUGAAACGAACUUAUUUAGGCUUCUUUUUGGUAACGAACAUGUUAAUAGGGGAGUCGGCCAAUUUUUCUUUCACUACCAGAAAGACACACACAAGUGUGUAGAUACAGGAUCCUGUAGGUCACUGAUGGUCAGUUUAUUUAAGAUAUUAGAACUGCUAUAAAGUCAAAAAAUGAUCAUGCUUAUAAAAUCGCUUCUUUGAAAUGUACUCUCAACCUGAACUCAAAUUACAAAAAUGAAGCAUUUUCUUUGAAUAGAGGCCGAAAAAAACGAAGGCCAAAGUUGGUAUCUAAGAGGGCUGUUUUGGAAGUAUUAAUAAUCACAGGGCUGAGACGCGAUACUCUCCGUUGUUGACAGAGAUGUUGCAAUUUUCACAACCCGACACGCGAUAACGCGUUAUGAGUUUCAAGUAAGUCAGGGCAAAUUAUAGCAAAAUUCGCUUCCAUUCUGCCGUCUCAUUAUCACUGUCAACAAUGUCAUGGAUCUUGAUAAUAUCGUGAUACAAACACCACUUUAUAUAGGAAAAGGGAACGUAUACCCGUACCCCCAACUUGCUGAAAUCAUCUGCCAGUCUGUCAACUCGGGGGAGAGGUCAGCGGAAACUAUAAAUCGCUGAAGACAAAUAAAUCACAUUUUACAAUAACAUUGUGGUGUCGAUGACAUUGCUGACCUAGAAUGAUUCAAAUUAGUAACUGAUGGCUACACGGUAGACCCGUUCCUGUAAUUCGUACUGACAGAAUAGCUAUUGCUGUCUAUUCCGAGAUGCUAAACUGUCCGAAUUACCAUGCUUCUUUAGGUAGCAAAGGAGAGAUUGUGGUGUAUAAGCUUACAAGCCUCAUAACCAUCAACAGAGGUUUUACAGUUUAAAUAUUGUCCAACAACAUUGGGAUUUUUAUCCCGGGUGGGGUUCUAUGAUUAUUUAAGGGGGGAAGGGGUGUGCCGCUUUGUCCCUGGUUCCCUUAGUCUUCACCCGACCAUUUGCCGCCCUGGUCUAGAAAAAACACCUAAGAUCCCACCCUAUAUAUCCAAGAAGAACUGCGAACCGGAAUAUCCAGUUCUUCUUACCGCUGAUCAAAGAUUGUAAAUAUUGUAAUAUACCUCAUUCUAGACUCUACAUCAGCUUAUAAACCACACCUUUAACCGUGGAAAUGAGGUAUAUGUAACAUUCCCUUGGGGAGGGGGGGUGGUGAUUUAUUAGGCCAACUCCAGAUAAGCAUGCAUCAUGACGAUUAAACUGUGAGGAAUUAACUAACCCUCUAUUAGUUGAUUUCCUGUACAGAAAGUUCACAUACAAAGAUGCUUGUCAUCUCUGUAUUGGUGCAUAUGUUUCAUCAUCUGCAAUAGACCCUAUUUGACGGUCAUAUCGCACCAAGCACAUUUGAAAUAAAAUAGCAUUGCUUUAUAAAUCGUUGGUGAUCCACAAAAUCAAAACCCAGAACAUCUGUUUCAUGCACUCAUGAUUGACGCCUAAAAGGUUAAAUUGUUGUAGGUUUUGCCAGUUUGUAUCAUCACUCGUUCUUGUCUCACUUUCAUUUGUUCAGACUGAAUUGGUUGACGACCCUCAUGUACAACCAAAGCAAGUGUCCACCAGCAGUACUACCUUAGACACUCGCCCCAGUUCUCAGGACGCGCCAUUUACUGUUGCUGUUCCAGCGCCCUCCGCUUCACCUGGUAAGGAUUCUUACGACAUCUUAAUUAAAAUUGCGAAGUUUACAACUCCUAUGUGAGCAUAGAAAUAGAACAAUGACACGUGGUUGGUUUUUUCUCCCGAAAGGAAUUCUUAGUAAAGCGUACUCGGCUUGUAGGAUUUGUUGUUCAAUGUAGAUCGUUUUAUAAUUGCAUAAGGGUAUUCGACGAUAUAUUCUCUCAAAAUUAGCCACAAAAAGUCCAAACGAAUGAAGUUUAUCAAUGUUGUUUGAAAGCAGAGAAGUAUUAUGGAUCAGAAUCGUCAGUCAGGAUUCAGGCCAAUUUAUUUCAAUUAAUGAAAUCCAGUCUUUUGCAAAGCAACAUUUCUGUCUGAAAAGUUACCGCGUACAAUACUAUCACCACGUUAAUUUCCGGACCUUAUUUCUUUACAGCUAGUACAUUGUUAGUGCGAGCUUUUAUUCCUAUGGCCCAUGGACCCAAUCCUGGCUUCCAUGUCCGUCCAAACCUCUCCCCUCGAGGUCAGGCUCAAGAUCACAUCCCCUCCCCCUCCCUGUGGAGAUACCCCGUCACAGUACCGCCCCCACCAGGCAUGCCGGGAUAUUCUGUCUUUCGUCCGAUGCUGACACCACCACCAACUGAUUCGGAGCCGCCGAGCACAAGUUCAGAAGAUCCAGUUGACUGAUCAAAUGGUGGACGCUCUUGUCGCAAGUCUCUGAAGCUUGAGCCACAAUACUGUGGUGUACACAAAAUUCCGAUAGUGGAGAAUCCAGAGAAUCGUACAAUCUCUCUGUAAACUUACUACAGUGAACAAAGAAACAGAAUUUUAAAAUUUGUUGUCAUCUAACUCAGACAACUUUCUUCAAGUUUUCAUUGUUCUUCAGUAUUUGUAUCUAUUUUGGUUAAAUUCGUUUGUAGUCUGUCAUUGACACAAUGCGACUUUUUAGAAUGCUAUAAUGAAAACUCUAUCGGAGAGUAACCCGGAUCAAGAAUAUUUUCAUGUAUACAAUCUGUACUAAUUUUAACUGUAUCUUAUUUUUGCUGGAUACGUAAGACUUUUGCAGUAUUUAAAACAGGGACAGCAUGAUCAUGUAUAAAAUAAAUUGAGUGGUUGUUUUGUAAAUAAACAAUAAUUUAGAC